AUGACAGUCGAGCGCAGCGCGAUGAGCAAGGCAUCGAAUCUGAAGAGAACGCUGAUUCCAGUCUUGGCAGAGCUAGAAUGCGACGGCGUGGGCAACUUUGAAGUCAAGAGCGAGCGCUUCUCAGUCGGCAGGGGCCAAAACUCAAACAUGCCCAUCGCCAGCUCCAACUUAGUCAGCAGAAAACACAUCGAGUUUUUACGCGAUCGCGAGAAGGGAACUUUCAAUUUGGUCUGUAACGGGAAGAAUGGAAUCUUUGUCGAUGGCAUUUUCCACAAAACGACGUUACCCGAUGGCCAGCCGAUCGAGCUCAAAGAAAGUUGCCUGGUGCGCUUUCCUUCCACGAAAAUUCAAAUCCGUUUCAAAUCGCUUCUGAAUCGAAGUGGCGAGAGCCAACAGAAGCAACUUGCGCUGACAAAACAGGAAGUGCCCGAAAGCCCGUCCGGAUUCGCCGGCCAAAAAGAAGAGUCCCACGAUGCUUUGGACAAUAUUGUCGCGAAUGAAGACUCAUCGAUAAACGACGAAAAUAGCGGCGCAAAAUUUAGAAAAAAAUACCCGUCAGAAAAUGAAAAUUCCGAAUCAAAGCCUCCCUAUUCCUAUGCACAGCUUAUUAUUCAGGCGAUUUCUUCUGCUGAAGAGCAUCAACUAACCCUAGCGGGAAUUUACCAGUACAUCACGAAAUUCUACCCCUACUACAAAAACUGCGACAAAGGAUGGCAAAACUCAAUCCGCCACAAUCUCAGUCUCAAUCGAUACUUUAUAAAAGUGCCGAGAGGCCAAGAAGAGCCUGGAAAAGGGAGCUUUUGGAGAAUCGACCAAGGUUGCGAAUCAAAGCUCAUUGAACAGGCCUGGAGAAAGCGAAGCAAGGGCAAAUUUGAUGGAGAGCCUCUUUCGAAGAGAUACAAGGACGAAACUCCUCCAGCUGCUAUCAGCUCAUCUCCACAGCCCGUGCAGCCACAACCGACCCAACAAGUCGUUUAUCAGCAAAAACCAGCCGCGCCCCAGCCUCAAAUUCUCAGAACGGCAAAUGGACAACAGCUGCUUCUGGUUCAAGACAACGGAGGAGGAGGAGCUCAACAAAUGAUGGUCCAGCGGGAGCCGCCAAAGCAAAGACCCCAAGUCCAACAAAUUCAAAUUCCAGCGUCGAUGGCAGGCCAGCAGCUGGUAGUCGCCCAGAUGCCUGACGGGAGGCAGCAAAUCUUUGCCCUUCAGGGAAACCAAGGCACGCCCGUGCAGCUUGUGCAGCAAGGUGGUCAAAUCAUGCAACAGAUUGUGCAAGCUGGUGUUCAGCAACAAGCGGGCACGCAAUUGAUCAUGACCUCGGGCGGGUUGAAACAAGUUGUCCAAGCCCAGCCAGCGCCCCAGCGAACGAUUCAGCCGCACCCGGCAGCGACUACUAGAAUUGUUCAGCGCCAAGCAACGCCUCCCGCAGCAACAGCAGCGGCUACUGCUCCUACCCCGGCGACGACGGAAAGCGAGAGUUUGAUGCCGAAUGAGGAACUCAACGGCAUCGACUCCGAACACACCCUUGGCACAGAGGCAGGAAUCGAAGACAGCGCCCCUGUGGAUUCAGCCUUGGAAUCUUCCGAAAAUGUUCCCGUAGACGAUCCUCCCGUUCACGAAGAAGUGGUGCAGGAAGAAAUCGUUCAGGAGAAUCUAGAAAACGCGGAAAGUAACAGCGAACCAACCGAGUAA
Molecule: messenger RNA, 1692 nt
Organism: Oikopleura dioica
Lineage: Eukaryota; Metazoa; Chordata; Appendicularia; Copelata; Oikopleuridae
Source: the annotation of a GenBank genome assembly